Moneuplotes crassus is the source of this 387-nucleotide messenger RNA. The record is from the annotation of a GenBank genome assembly. NCBI's taxonomy places the organism in Eukaryota, Ciliophora, Spirotrichea, Euplotida, Euplotidae.
UCUGCUCUUUAUUCUCUCCCGAAGAAGACUUAAAUGGGCCUGAUUCUGAGAUUUGAGUAAUAUUUUUAAGCAUAACAGCAUACUUUUCCUUUAGAAUCUGGCAAUAUUCGUAAAGUACAAACACCUUGCUUAAUAAAUUUUAUGAAAGCAAAGAGUGGCAGAGGCAGUGCACAAAGUAAGUCACCAACCAGAGUUGUCACACCAAAUGGUGUCAAGAGAGUUAUAAAGUUUGGUGAAGAAGUACCCUCUAAAGUUCAUCUGGACGGUGGAAGCGACUGCUAUAUUUCGUGAACAUCAAUAGAAGUCCUGAGUCAAUUCAUAGCUCUUGUUCUACAAGUCUAAGCUUUGAUCUAAAUUCUAAAAUUUGAAAUAAAACUCUAGUAAUAC